AGAGAGAGAGAGAGAGUGAAUAGGGUUGGGGUUUUUAUUUUUAUUUUUUUGAAAUGUGGUGAAGAUGAACGAGAACAAGCUCCAAAUCUUCGGCUCUUUACCCGCAUAGUUGUGAAGAGGAAGCGAUAAGGAAGUAAUUGGGGAAGCAUGAACCUUUUGGCAUAUUCAUAGGGAGAGUAGUUUAGAAAAUUCUAUUUUGCAUGAAGUCCUUGCAUGUACAGAUUUGAAGAAUGUGGAUAUCGAACUCGUUGUCAUGACUCAUGGCCAGAGAUGAAGACUCUUCACCCUUGGAGAUGAAAAUUUUCUCGGAUCAAAAUUCUGAAGAACUGCCACAGUAUGUAAAUAUCAGUCAAAAUGAUUUCUCAUAUAGAAAACAUAGGAAGCAGAAGGAAGAGGAUUUUGCUAUAUGUGAAUGCAAAUAUGAUAUAAAUAAUCCAGACAGUGCAUGCGGAGAAAGGUGCUUGAAUGUACUAACCAGCACAGAGUGCACACCUGGCUUUUGUCCUUGUGGUGCCGAUUGCAAAAAUCAGAGAUUUCAGAAAUGUCAAUAUGCGAAGACAAAGUUGUUUAAAACUGAAGGCCGUGGAUGGGGUCUUUUAGCCGAUGAGAAUAUAAAGGCAGGAAAAUUUAUUAUUGAAUACUGUGGAGAAGUUAUAUCGUGGAAAGAAGCAAAGAGAAGAUCUCAAGCCUAUGAAAUUCAAGGUCUCAAGGAUGCAUUUAUCAUUUCUCUCAAUGCCUCGGAAUCCAUUGAUGCCACUAAAAAGGGAAGCCUUGCUAGGUUUAUAAAUCAUUCAUGCCAACCAAAUUGUGAGACGAGGAAGUGGAAUGUGUUGGGUGAAAUUAGGGUUGGGAUAUUUGCAAAGCAAGAUAUACCUAUUGGAACCGAAUUGGGAUAUGACUACAACUUUGAAUGGUAUGGUGGAGCCAAGGUACGUUGCCUGUGUGGUGCAACCAGCUGUUCUGGAUUUCUGGGGGCUAAAUCCCGUGGUUUUCAGGAGGAUACUUACUUAUGGGAAGAUGAUGAUGACAGGUACUCAGUUGAGAAAAUUCCACUGUAUGAUUCUGCUGAGGAUGAACCUUCCACUAGGCUCUUAAAAUGUUUGGGCUCAAAUCCUGAAUUUAACAUUGAUGGGAUGCUAAUGGAUGUGAAAGUGGGUUCUGCGCAACAGUUGUUAUCUACUUCUUUUGUUGUUCAGUCACUUGAAUCAGUUCCAAUGGAGGGGAUACUCAUCAACGAACUAAAAGCUGAAGUGAAUGACAGUAAAAUGUAUCCACAGGAUACUCAACAGACCUUUUCACAAAAGAAUGCAAUGAUAUCCCGUAUCCGAAGUAAUACUGCUGGAUCCAUUUCCAAGAAAAGGUCAAAACAGUAUUCUAAUGGAAAGUUUAAAAAUGUAGUACAAAAGCAGGUGGACGUAAAGGCUGCUGCUUUACUAUUGUCAUCGAAAGAAGCACAGGAGGAAGUUUUAAGAUAUGAGGAACUGAAGAAUGAUGCUGCCUCUCAUCUCAAAUCAUUAUACGAUGAGAUUAGACCUGCCAUUGAAGAACAUGAAAGGGACAGCCAAGACAGUGUGGCUACAAGUGUUGCAGAGAAGUGGAUAGAAGCCUGCUGCUUGAAACUGAAGGCAGAAUUUGACCUUCAUUCUUCCAUUAUCAAAAAUAUUGCAUGCACCCCUGGAACGAGCUGUGGCCAAGCGAAACCCUCUGUCGACGACAAUGAAACUGAUAUAAAAUUCUUGACCAAUUGAUUUUUCUUCAACAGGUAAUUCAUUUUCUUAGAAAUAUGGAGCCUUAGAAUGUGUAGAUUGAAGAGACAAAGAAAGGGGGGGAAAAAAAGAAAAAAAGAAAAAAAGUAGAUCACUAAACUUUAAUUGGUUAGACGUUAGACUUAGAAUUGAUGCCAAUUUUACUGGUUUACUUUAGGGUGGGUGCACAUGGGAACUUUUGUCCUAUAGUUCUUACAUUUUCAUAUUAAGGUACACAUCGUAUAUUUGCAAUGUCUUAAAAACAAUAAAAUAAGCGUAUUAGCGGGUCCCAAGCAAAAGUUUUGAGAGUUAAUCCCCCUUUCCAAUGUAAAAGUGGUCACCUAUAGUUGUGAUUGAUGAAGAAUUUGAUAGCAUAUCCAUCAUUAUUAUCUAAACCUCCUUGUAACAUUUUGUUAUUUUAAGAAGUGUUUUUAGAUUCAGUUGUAGAGAUUCUGUUAUCUACUAAAUUCUAUGAAGCUUACAUUUAUGGAGGGAGUGGAAUGGCCUGGUCGUCGAACUUUCAAACCGUAAGGCCAGUAGGCCAGUCAUGUACUAGCCUGCUAAAGCAAACCGUGUGGGUCCACUUCAUGUCUCCAGUUGCAUCCAUUUUCUUUUCAUAUGUUGCUUUUUUCAAUCAAGCUGUUUUUGUUCCUGUUUUCAAA
Messenger RNA from Ziziphus jujuba (common jujube), 2407 nucleotides. RefSeq names its product histone-lysine N-methyltransferase ASHH1. Gene Ontology annotation, cellular component: nucleus; chromatin. The transcript has 12 exons. Lineage: Eukaryota; Viridiplantae; Streptophyta; Magnoliopsida; Rosales; Rhamnaceae. The record is from RefSeq and is a predicted model, not a curated record. Gene Ontology annotation, biological process: regulation of DNA-templated transcription. Bases 261 to 1748 code for a protein of 495 amino acids. Gene Ontology annotation, molecular function: protein binding; histone H3K36 methyltransferase activity.